Molecule: messenger RNA, 24858 nt
Organism: Mirounga angustirostris (Northern elephant seal)
Lineage: Eukaryota; Metazoa; Chordata; Mammalia; Carnivora; Phocidae
Gene: NEB
Product: nebulin
Exons: 173
Coding region: 238-24270 (8010 amino acids)
Biological process (GO): cardiac muscle thin filament assembly
Cellular component (GO): Z disc
Molecular function (GO): actin filament binding
Source: RefSeq, a predicted model, not a curated record
UGGCGGCUGGCGCCACGUGGUAACUCCGAGCGCAGGCACCACCCUGGCUCUUGCCUGGGGUUCUCAGGAGGGAAGAGUUGGGAGAGGCUUUGCUGCUGAGGAAGUUGACUUGAUAGACUAAAGGUUUGGAGAAGAGCUACAGAAGCAGAAGAGAAAAAUCCAUACAAGCCAAUGGUGUUCGGGGAAAAAAUAACCCCAUUGCCUUGAGUUUGUAGGUGCCGCUACUACUCUGGGAAAAUGGCGGAUGACGAAGACUAUGAGGAGGUGGUGGAGUAUUACACAGAGGAGACAGUCUAUGAAGAGGUGCCAGGAGAGACAAUAACCAAAAUCUAUGAAACUACGACAAGCACAUCUGACUAUGAGCAAUCAGAGCCUUCCAAACCCACACUGGUACAGCCAGUCCCAGCAAAGCCAGUGGAGAGGAAGAAGGUUAUCCGGAAGAAACUGGAUUCUUCGAAGUUCAUGACCCCCUACAUUGUACACAGUCAGAAAAUGCAGGAACUCUUUAGCCCAAAUAAAUACAAGGAGAACUAUGAGAAAGCAAAAGGACAGCCAUCCACAAUCACAACUGAUACCCCAGAACUUCGCAGGAUCAAGAAAGUACAAGAUCAACUCAGUGAGGUUAAGUAUCGAAUGGAUGGCGAUGUUGCUAAAACUAUCUGUCAUGUAGACGAAAAAGCAAAGGACAUUGAACAUGCGAAGAAAGUGUCGCAGCAAGUCAGUAAGGUUUUAUACAAGCAGAACUGGGAAGACACCAAGGAAAAGUACCUGCUUCCCCCUGAUGCCCCUGAACUUGUCCAGGCAGUUAAGAACACAGCCAUGUUCAGUAAGAAACUGUACACUGAGGACUGGGAAGCUGACAAAAGCUUGUUUUACCCGUACAACGAUAGCCCAGAGCUGAGAAGGGUGGCCCAAGCCCAGAAAGCCCUCAGUGAUAUUGCCUACAAAAAAGGUCAUGUUGAACAGCAAUCUCAAUUCACAACGCUGCCGGAUCCUCCAGAUAUAGAAUUUGCUAAGAAAGUGACCAAUCAAGUGAGCAAGCAAAAAUACAAGGCAGACUAUGAAAAUAAAAUCAAAGGCAAAUGGAGUGAGACACCUUGCUUUGAAAUUGCAACCGCCAGAAUGAAUGCCAAUAACAUCAGCACGAGGAAAUACCAGGAAGACUUCGAGAGUAUGAAGGACCAGAUCUACUUCAUGCAGACCGAAACGCCGGAGUACAAAGUGAAUAAACAAGCUGGGGUGGCAGCUAGCAAGGUAAAAUACAAAGAAGACUAUGAAAAGAAUAAAGGAAAAGCAGAUUAUAAUGUACUUCCUGCUUCAGAGAACCCACUGCUCAAGCAGCUGAAGGCGGCAGGAGAUGUCCUGAGUGAUAAACUAUACAAGGAAAACUAUGAAAAGACAAAGGCAAAGAGCAUAAAUUACUGCGAAACCCCCAAAUUUCAACUUGAUACAGUUAUGCACAACUUCACUAGUGAUGCUAAAUACAAAGAUUCCUACUUAAAGAAUAUUUUGGGACAUUACGUAGGCAGCUUUGAGGAUCCAUAUCAUACGCACUGCAUGAAAGUCGCAGCUCAAAACAGUGACAAAAACUAUAAAGCAGAAUAUGAAGAAGACAGAGGCAAAGGCUUCUUCCCCCAGACUAUAACUCAAGAGUAUGAAACAAUCAGGAAACUGGAUCAGUGUAAAGAUCAUACCUACAAAGUCCCUCCAGAUAAGACAAAAUUCACUCAAGUCACCGACUCUCCUGUUCAGGUGCAAGCCCAAGUCAAUUCCAAACAACUGAGUGAUCUGAACUACAAAGCAAAGCAUGAAAGUGAGAAGUUCAAGUGCCACUUACCUCCAGAUACUCCUGCCCUCCUCCAACACAAAGUCAAUGCCUAUAACCUGAGUGAUAGUAUCUAUAAGCACGACUGGGAGAAGAGCAAAGCGAAGAAGUUUGACAUUAAAGUGGACGCCAUUCCCCUACUGGCAGCCAAGGCCAACAGCAGGAUCGCCAGCGAUGUGAUGUACAAGAAAGACUAUGAGAAAAGUAAAGGGAAAAUGAUUGGAGCCCUGAGCAUUAAUGAUGAUCCCAAGAUGCUGCACUCUUUGAAGACGGCCAAAAACCAGAGUGAUAGAUUAUACAAGGAAAACUAUGAGAAGACAAAAGCAAAGAGCAUGAACUACUGUGAGACCCCUAAAUAUCAACUUGACACCCUGAUGAAGAACUUCAGUGAGGCUAAAUACAAAGAUUCAUAUGUACAGAAUGUUUUGGGACAUUAUGUAGGCAGCUUUGAGGACCCCUAUCAAAUUCACUGCAUGAAAGUUUCAGCUCAAAACAGUGAUAAAAAUUACAAAGCAGAGUAUGAAGAAGAUAAAGGGAAAUGCUAUUUCCCUCAGACAAUAACACAAGAAUAUGAAGCAAUCAAGAAGCUAGACCAGUGUAAAGAUCAUACAUACAAAGUUCAUCCGGAUAAGACCAAGUUCACGGCCGUCACUGACACUCCUGUGUUGUUGCAAGCCCAGCUCAACACGAAACAGCUUAGCGAACUGAAUUACAAAGCAAAACAUGAAAGUGAGAAGUUCAAGUGCAGUGUACCAGCAGAUGCUCCACAGUUUAUCCAACACAGAGUCAAUGCCUAUAACUUGAGUGAUAAUAUCUAUAAGCACGACUGGGAGAAGAGCAAAGCAAAGAAGUUUGACAUUAAAGUGGACGCCAUUCCCCUGCUGGCAGCCAAGGCCAACAGCAGGAUCGCCAGCGAUGUGAUGUACAAGAAAGACUAUGAGAAAAGUAAAGGGAAAAUGAUUGGAGCCCUGAGCAUUAAUGAUGAUCCCAAGAUGCUACACUCUUUGAAGACGGCCAAAAACCAGAGUGAUCGUGAAUACCGUAAAGACUAUGAAAACUCAAAGACUGUCUACACGGCACCUCUUGAUAUGCUCCAAGUCACUCAAGCUAAGAAAUCUCAGGAAAUUGCUAGCGAUGUGGACUAUAAGCACAUCUUACACAAUUACAGCUACCCACCCGAUAGCAUCCAUGUGGAUCUCGCCAAGAAGGCUUAUGCCCUGCAGAGUGAUGUCGAAUACAAAGCUGACUACAACAGCUGGAUGAAAGGUUGUGGCUGGGUGCCAUUUGGAUCCUUAGAGAUGGAAAAGGCAAAGAGAGCUUCAGACAUCCUGAAUGAGAAAAAAUACCGCCAACAUCCUGACACUCUCAAGUUUACCUCGAUUGAAGAUGCUCCGAUUAUAGUACAGUCUAAAAUCAACCAGGCCCAGAGAAGUGAUGUUGCCUACAAAGCCAAAGGAGAAGAAAUUCUUCACAGAUACAACCUGCCAGCGGACUUGCCCCAGUUCAUCCAGGCUAAAGUUAAUGCCUACAAUAUCAGUGAGAAUAUGUACAAAACAGACUUGAAAGAUUUGAGCAAGAAGGGGUAUGAUCUGAGAACGGACGCGAUUCCCAUCAGAGCUGCCAAAGCUGCCAGGCAGGCGGCAAGUGACGUUCAGUACAAAAAAGAUUAUGAAAAAGCCAAAGGGAAAAUGGUCGGCUUCCAGAGUCUCCAAGAUGAUCCUAAACUGGUUCACUGUAUGAAUGUGGCCAAGCUACAAUCAGACCGGCAGUAUAAAAAAGACUAUGAGAAGACAAAAACCAAAUACAACACACCCCAUGAUAUGUUCAACGUUGUGGCAGCCAAGAAAGCUCAGGAUGUUGUCAGCAAUGUUAACUAUAAGCAUCCACUCCAUCAUUACACCUACCUGCCUGAUGCCAUGGACCUGGAGUUGUCUAAAAACAUGAUGCACAUACAGAGCGAUAAUGCCUAUAAGGAAGACUACAACAGCUGGAUGAAAGGCAUAGGCUGGAUACCUAUUGGCAGUCUGGAGGUAGAAAAAGUUAAGAAAGCAGGUGAUGCACUGAAUGAAAAGAAGUACAGGCAACAUCCAGACACCCUCAAAUUUACCAGCAUCGUGGAUUCCCCAGUGAUGGUCCAGGCAAAACAGAACACGAAGCAAGUCAGUGAUAUCUUAUACAAAGCUGAAGGAGAAGAUAUGAAACAUAAAUACACUAUAAGUCCUGAUCUUCCUCAGUUUCUCCAGGCCAAGUGCAAUGCUUACAAUAUAAGUGACGUCUGUUAUAAACAGGACUGGCAUGAUUUAAUAGCCAAGGGCAACAAUGUGCUGGGUGACGCCAUUCCCAUCACUGCGGCCAAAGCAUCCAGAAACAUUGCCAGUGAUUAUAAAUACAAGGAAGCUUAUGAGAAGUCAAAGGGGAAGCAUGUGGGUUUCAGAAGCCUCCAGGAUGAUCCCAAGCUGGUCCAUUACAUGAAUGUAGCAAAGAUGCAGUCAGAUCGUGAAUACAAGAAGAACUAUGAGAACACCAAAACCAGCUACCAUACCCCAGGGGACAUGGUUAGCAUUACUGCUGCAAAGUUGGCCCAGGAUGUCGUCACCAACGUCAACUACAAACAGCCCAUACAUCAUUACACAUACCUACCCGAUACCAUGAGUCUCCAGCAUACCAGGAACGUGAAUCAAAUUCAGAGUGAUAAUGUGUAUAAAGACGAGUAUAACAACUUCUUCAAGGGCAUUGGAUGGAUCCCUAUUGGUUCUCUGGAGGUUGAGAAGGUCAAGAAAGCAGGUGAUGCUUUAAAUGAGAGGAGGUAUCGACAGCACCCAGAUACCAUCAAGUUCACAAGUGUGCCCGAUUCCAUGGGCAUGGUUUUGGCUCAGCAGAACACGAAGCAGCUAAGUGAUUUGAACUACAAGGUGGAGGGGGAGAAACUGAAGCAUAAAUACACUAUGGACCCCGAAUUACCUCAGUUUAUUCAGGCCAAGGUCAACGCCCUCAACAUGAGUGAUUCUCAUUAUAAAGCAGACUGGAAGAAAACUCUUGCUAAGGGCUAUGAUUUGGGACCAGAUGCCAUUCCAAUUGUAGCUGCAAAAAGUUCAAGGAAUAUUGCUAGUGAUUUCAAGUAUAAGGAGGCUUAUGAGAAAGCCAAAGGCAGGCAGAUUGGAUUUCUCAGUCUUCAGGAUGAUCCUAAACUGGUCCAUUACAUGAAUGUGGCCAAAAUACAGUCCGAUCGUGAGUACAAAAAGGGCUAUGAAGCCAGCAAGACCAGGUAUCACACACCCUUGGACAUGUUCAGUGUGACAGCGGCCAAGAGAUCUCAGGAGGUCGUUACCAACACCAACUACAAACAACCCUUCCACAGCUACACUCUGCUGCCUGAUGCCUUGAAUGUGGAGCAUUCCAGGAAUGCAAUGCAGAUCCAAAGUGAUAAUCUAUACAAAUCUGACUUCACCAACUGGAUGAAAGGGAUCGGCUGGAUCCCCAUAGAGUCACUGGAGGUGGAGAAAGCAAAGAAAGCCGGAGAGAUCCUUAGUGAGAAGAAGUAUCGCCAGCACCCUGAGAAGUUGAAGUUCACCUAUGCCAUGGACACAGUGGAACAAGCACUUAACAAAAGUAACAAACUGAAUAUGGAUAAGAGGCUCUACACUGAAAAAUGGAACAAAGACAAGACCACCAUUCACGUCAUGCCCGAUACUCCAGACAUUUUACUUUCCAGAAUGAACCAAAUCACCAUGAGUGAUAAACUAUACAAAGCUGGCUGGGAAGAGGAAAAGAAGAAAGGAUAUGACCUGAGGCCUGAUGCCAUCCCAAUAAAGGCUGCAAAAGCCUGUAGAGACAUUGCCAGUGAUUACAAAUACAAGCAAGCCUAUGAACAGGCCAAAGGGAAACACAUUGGCUUCCGGAACCUAGAGGACGACCCCAAGUUGGUGCACUUCAUGCAAGUGGCCAAGAUGCAGUCAGACCGGGAAUACAAGAAGGCAUAUGAGAAAUCGAAGACCUCCUUCCACACCCCAGUGGACAUGCUGAGCGUGGUGUCAGCCAAGAAGUCUCAGGAAGUGGCCACCAAUGCCAACUACAGAAAUGUGAUCCAUUCCUACAACAUGCUUCCCGACGCCAUGGGCUUUGAAUUGGCCAAAAAUAUGAUGCAGAUUCAAAGUGAUAAUCAGUACAAAGCUGACUAUGUUGACUUCAUGAAGGGCAUUGGAUGGCUCCCUCUGGGCUCCCUGGAGGCUGAGAAAAACAAGAAAGCCAUGGAGAUAAUCAGUGAAAAGAAGUACCGCCAACACCCAGACACUUUGAAGUAUUCCACUUUGAUGGACUCAAUGAACAUGGUUUUGGCCCAGAAUAAUGCAAAAAUUAUGAAUGAACAUCUCUACAAACAAGCAUGGGAGGCUGAUAAGACCAAAGUCCACAUUAUGCCCGAUAUCCCCCAGAUUGUCUUGGCAAAGGCAAAUGCAAUUAAUAUAAGUGAUAAACUCUACAAACUUUCUUUGGAAGAAUCUAAACAGAAAGGCUAUGAUCUCAGAACCGAUGCGAUUCCUAUCAAAGCUGCCAAAGCCUCAAGAGAUAUUGCAAGUGAUUAUAAAUACAAAUACAAUUAUGAAAAGGAGAGGGGGAAGAUGGUUGGUUUCCGCAGCCUUGAGGAUGAUCCCAAAUUAGUCCAUUCCAUGCAAGUGGCUAAGAUGCAAUCUGAUCGGGAGUACAAGAAAAACUAUGAGAAUACGAAGACCAGCUACCAUACCCCUGCUGACAUGCUCAGUGUCACGGCUGCCAAGGAUGCCCAAGCCAACAUCACCAACACCAACUACAAGCAUUUGAUUCACAAGUACAUCCUCCUUCCAGAUGCCAUGAGCAUUGAGCUGAGCAGGAAUAUGAAUCACAUACAGAGUGAUAAUGAAUACAAACAGGACUACAAUGAGUGGUACAAAGGGCUUGGCUGGAGUCCAGCUGGUUCCCUAGAAGUGGAGAAGGCCAAGAAAGCAACUGGAUAUGCCAGUGAUCAGAAGUACCGCCAGCAUCCUAGCAACUUCCAGUUUAAGAAGCUGAGUGACUCCAUGGACAUGGUUCUUGCCAAACAGAAUGCACAAACCAUGAACAAGCACUUAUAUACCGUUGACUGGAACAAAGAUAAAACCAAGAUUCAUGUGACGCCAGACACUCCAGAUAUUUUACAAGCCAAGCAGAAUCAAACUCUGUAUAGUCAGAAAUUCUAUAAACUUGGAUGGGAAGAAGCUCUGAAGAAAGGCUAUGAUCUCCCACUUGAUGCAAUUUCUGUACAGUUGGCCAAAGCUUCAAGAGACAUUGCUAGUGAUUUUAAAUACAAAGAAGGCUACCGCAAACAACUUGGCCACCAUAUUGGAUUCCGGAGUCUGCAAGAUGAUCCAAAGCUUGUGCUGUCCAUGAAUGUAGCCAAAAUGCAGAGUGAAAGAGAAUACAAGAAGGACUUUGAGACGUGGAAGACCAAGUUCAGCAGCCCAGUGGACAUGUUAGGAGUGGUGCUGGCCAAGAAAUGCCAGGCCUUAGUCAGUGACAUAGACUAUAAGAACUGCCUGCACCAGUGGACGUGCCUGCCUGACCAGAAUGAUGUUAUUCAAGCUAAAAAAGUUUAUCAACUGCAGAGUGAGAAUCUGUAUAAGUCUGACCUUGAGUGGCUGAGAGGCAUAGGAUGGAGUCCCCUGGGUUCUAUGGAGGCAGAAAAGAACAAGCGGGCUUCAGAAAUCAUCAGUGAGAAGAAAUACCGUCAGCCUCCAGACAGAAACAAGUUCACCAGCAUUCCUGAUGCCAUGGACAUAGUUCUGGCAAAGACAAAUGCCAAAAAUAGGAGUGAUAGGCUUUACAGAGAAGCUUGGGACAAGGACAAGACUCAAAUCCACAUCAUGCCUGAUACACCUGACAUUAUUCUGGCUAAAGCAAACUUAAUCAACACAAGUGAUAAACUCUACCGAAUGGGUUAUGAGGAAUUGAAGAAAAAAGGUUACGAUCUUCCCCUUGAUGCCAUACCAAUCAAAGCUGCAAAAGCAUCCCGAGAAAUUGCCAGUGAAUACAAGUACAAGGAAGGCUUUCGCAAGCAGCUUGGCCACCACAUUGGAGCCCGGGACAUCAAAGAUGACCCCAAGAUGAUGUGGUCCAUGCAUGUGGCCAAGAUCCAGAGUGACAGGGAGUAUAAGAAGGACUUUGAGAAGUGGAAGACCAAGUUCAGCAGCCCAGUGGACAUGUUGGGGGUGGUCCUGGCCAAGAAGUGCCAGACCUUAGUCAGUGACAUAGACUAUAAGAACUUCCUACACCAGUGGACAUGCCUGCCUGACCAGAAUGACGUCACCCAUGCUCGACAGGCCUAUGACCUCCAGAGUGAUAAUUUGUACAAGGCUGACCUUCAGUGGCUAAGAGGCAUUGGCUGGUUACCUAGUGGCUCUCUUGAGGAUGAAAAGAACAAGAGAGCUACCCAGAUUUUGAGUGAUCACAUUUACCGUCAGCACCCAGAUAAAUUCAAGUUUUCCAGCCUUAUGGACUCCAUCCCAAUGGUUUUGGCAAAAAACAAUGCUAUUACCAUGAACCAUCGCCUCUAUACAGAAGCUUGGGAUAAAGAUAAAACCACUGUCCACAUUGUGCCAGAUACUCCUGAAGUUUUACUGGCUAAACAAAACCAAAUAAAUUACAGUGAGAAACUAUAUAAACUUGGCCUAGAAGAAGCCAAGAGGAAAGGCUAUGAUAUGCGGCUGGAUGCCAUUCCCAUCAGGGCGGCCAAGGCCUCCAGAGACAUUGCAAGUGAAUUCAAGUACAAAGAAGGCUAUCGUCAGCAGCUUGGCCAUCACAUUGGUGCCCGAGCAAUACAUGAUGACCCCAAGAUGAUGUGGUCCAUGCAUGUGGCCAAGGUCCAGAGUGACAGGGAGUACAAGAAGGACUUUGAGAAGUGGAAGACCAAGUUCAGUAGCCCAGUGGACAUGUUGGGGGUGGUCCUGGCCAAGAAGUGCCAGGCCUUAGUCAGUGACAUAGACUAUAAGAACUUCCUGCAUGAGUGGACGUGCCUGCCGGACCAGAAUGACGUCAUCCAUGCUCGGCAGGCCUAUGACCUCCAGAGCGAUAAUAUGUACAAGUCAGAUCUGCAGUGGUUGAGAGGCAUCGGCUGGGUUCCCAUUGGCUCUUUGGAUGUGGAAAAAUGCAAAAGGGCAACUGAAAUUUUGAGUGAUAAAAUCUAUCGCCAGCCUCCAGACAAAUUCAAAUUUACCAGCGUGACCGAUUCUUUGGAACAAGUGUUAGCCAAGAAUAAUGCCAUCACCAUGAACAAGCGUUUAUACACGGAAGCCUGGGACAAAGAUAAGAUGCAGGUCCACAUCAUGCCAGACACACCAGAAAUUAUGUUGGCAAGAAUGAACAAAAUCAACUACAGCGAGACUCUGUAUAAACUUGCUAAUGAAGAAGCGAAGAAGAAAGGCUACGACCUGCGAAGUGAUGCCAUCCCAAUCGUGGCGGCCAAGGCCUCCCGGGACAUCGCCAGUGAUUACAAAUACAAAGAUGGUUACCGAAAGCAACUUGGCCACCACAUUGGAGCCCGAAAUGUUGAGGAUGACCCCAAGAUAAUGUGGUCCAUGCAUGUGGCCAAGAUCCAGAGUGACAGGGAGUACAAGAAGGACUUUGAGAAGUGGAAGACCAAGUUCAGCAGCCCAGUGGACAUGCUAGGAGUGGUCCUGGCUAAGCAGUGCCAGACCUUAGUCAGUGACGUGGACUAUAAGAACUUCCUGCAUGAGUGGACAUGCCUGCCUGACCAGAAUGACGUCAUCCAUGCUCGGCAGGCCUAUGACCUCCAGAGCGAUAACAUUUACAAAUCAGAUCUCCAGUGGCUGAGAGGCAUCGGCUGGGUUCCCAUUGGGUCUGUGGAUGUGGUCAAGUGCAAGAGAGCUGCAGAGAUACUGAGUGACAACAUCUACCGCCAGCCUCCGGACAAGCUGAAGUUCACCAGUGUGCCUGAUUCCCUGGAACAGGUGCUGGCCAAGAGCAAUGCCCUCAACAUGAACAAGCAUUUAUACACAGAGGCUUGGGACAAAGACAAGACUCAAGUUCAUAUAAUGCCUGAUACCCCGGAGAUCAUGUUGGCAAGGCAGAACAAGCUCAACUACAGUGAGAUUCUGUAUAAACUCGCCAACGAAGAAGCAAAGAAGAAAGGCUACGACCUGCGAAUCGAUGCCAUCCCCAUCGUGGUGGCCAAGGCCUCCCGGGACAUUGCUAGUGAUUACAAAUACAAAGAUGGUUACCGAAAGCAACUUGGCCACCACAUUGGAGCCCGAAAUGUUGAGGAUGACCCCAAGAUAAUGUGGUCCAUGCAUGUGGCCAAGAUCCAGAGUGACAGGGAGUACAAGAAGGACUUUGAGAAGUGGAAGACCAAAUUCAGCAGCCCAGUGGACAUGUUGGGGGUGGUCUUGGCCAAGAAGUGCCAGACCUUAGUCAGUGACGUGGACUAUAAGAACUUCCUGCAUGAGUGGACGUGCCUUCCUGACCAGAAUGAUGUCAUCCAUGCUCGCAAGGCCUAUGACCUCCAGAGUGACAACAUUUACAAAUCAGAUCUCCAGUGGCUGAGAGGCAUCGGCUGGGUUCCCAUUGGGUCUGUGGAUGUGGUCAAGUGCAAGAGAGCUGCAGAGAUACUGAGUGACAACAUCUACCGCCAGCCUCCGGACAAGCUGAAGUUCACCAGUGUGCCUGAUUCCCUGGAACAGGUGCUGGCCAAGAGCAAUGCCCUCAACAUGAACAAGCAUUUAUACACAGAGGCUUGGGACAAAGACAAGACUCAAGUUCAUAUAAUGCCUGAUACCCCGGAGAUCAUGUUGGCAAGGCAGAACAAGCUCAACUACAGUGAGAUUCUGUAUAAACUCGCCAACGAAGAAGCAAAGAAGAAAGGCUACGACCUGCGAAUCGAUGCCAUCCCCAUCGUGGCGGCCAAGGCCUCCCGGGACAUUGCUAGUGAUUACAAAUACAAAGAUGGUUACCGAAAGCAACUUGGCCACCACAUUGGAGCCCGAAAUGUUGAGGAUGACCCCAAGAUAAUGUGGUCCAUGCAUGUGGCCAAGAUCCAGAGUGACAGGGAGUACAAGAAGGACUUUGAGAAGUGGAAGACCAAAUUCAGCAGCCCAGUGGACAUGUUGGGGGUGGUCUUGGCCAAGAAGUGCCAGACCUUAGUCAGUGACGUGGACUAUAAGAACUUCCUGCAUGAGUGGACGUGCCUUCCUGACCAGAAUGAUGUCAUCCAUGCUCGCAAGGCCUAUGACCUCCAGAGUGACAACAUUUACAAAUCAGAUCUCCAGUGGCUGAGAGGCAUCGGCUGGGUUCCCAUUGGGUCUGUGGAUGUGGUCAAGUGCAAGAGAGCUGCAGAGAUACUGAGUGACAACAUCUACCGCCAGCCUCCGGACAAGCUGAAGUUCACCAGUGUGCCUGAUUCCCUGGAACAGGUGCUGGCCAAGAGCAAUGCCCUCAACAUGAACAAGCAUUUAUACACAGAGGCUUGGGACAAAGACAAGACUCAAGUUCAUAUAAUGCCUGAUACCCCGGAGAUCAUGUUGGCAAGGCAGAACAAGCUCAACUACAGUGAGAUUCUGUAUAAACUCGCCAACGAAGAAGCAAAGAAGAAAGGCUACGACCUGCGAAUCGAUGCCAUCCCCAUCGUGGUGGCCAAGGCCUCCCGGGACAUUGCUAGUGAUUACAAAUACAAAGAUGGUUACCGAAAGCAACUUGGCCACCACAUUGGAGCCCGAAAUGUUGAGGAUGACCCCAAGAUAAUGUGGUCCAUGCAUGUGGCCAAGAUCCAGAGUGACAGGGAGUACAAGAAGGACUUUGAGAAGUGGAAGACCAAAUUCAGCAGCCCAGUGGACAUGUUGGGGGUGGUCUUGGCCAAGAAGUGCCAGACCUUAGUCAGUGACGUGGACUAUAAGAACUUCCUGCAUGAAUGGACGUGCCUUCCUGACCAGAAUGAUGUCAUCCAUGCUCGCAAGGCCUAUGACCUCCAGAGUGACAACAUUUACAAAUCAGAUCUCCAGUGGCUGAGAGGCAUCGGCUGGGUUCCCAUUGGGUCUGUGGAUGUGGUCAAGUGCAAGAGAGCUGCAGAGAUACUGAGUGACAACAUCUACCGCCAGCCUCCGGACAAGCUGAAGUUCACCAGUGUGCCUGAUACCCUGGAACAGGUGCUGGCCAAGAGCAAUGCCCUCAAUAUGAGCAAGCACUUAUAUACAGAAGCCUGGGACAAAGACAAGACCCAAGUCCACAUCAUGCCUGAUACACCUGAAAUUAUGUUAGCAAGACAAAAUAAAAUAAAUUAUAGUGAGAACUUCUAUCGCCAGGCCAUGGAAGAAGCCAAGAAAGAAGGCUAUGACUUGAGAAGCGAUGCCAUUCCUAUCGUGGCUGCCAAGGCCUCCCGGGACAUUGCCAGUGACUACAAAUAUAAAGAAGCUUAUCGUAAGCAGUUGGGUCACCACAUUGGUGCCCGAGCAGUACAUGACGACCCCAAGAUAAUGUGGUCUCUGCACAUUGCCAAAGUGCAGAGUGACCGUGAGUACAAGAAAGAAUUUGAGAAAUACAAGACCAGGUACAGCAGCCCGGUGGACAUGCUUGGUAUCGUUCUGGCCAAGCAGUGUCAGACCUUGGUCAGUGAUGUGGACUAUAGACAUCCUUUGCAUGAGUGGACCUGCCUGCCCGACCAGAAUGACAUCAUCCAGGCUCGGAAAGCUUAUGACCUCCAGAGCAACAAUUUAUAUAAGUCAGACCUUGAAUGGUUGAGAGGCAUUGGCUGGGUUCCGAUUGGUUCCGUGGAAGUUGUUAAAGCCAAGAGGGCGAUGGAGAUACUGAGUGAUAAUAUCUACCGUCAGCGUCCAGAGACACUGAAAUUUACCAGCAUAACUGACACUCCAGAGCAGGUUCUGGCAAAGAGCAAUGCUAUGAAUAUGAGUAAGCACUUAUAUACCGAAGCCUGGGACAAUGAUAAGAAAACGAUCCACGUCAUGCCAGAUACACCAGAAAUCAUGCUCGCCAAACUCAACCGCAUAAACUACAGUGAUAAACUCUAUAAACUUGCUUUGGAAGAGUCUAGGAAGGAAGGCUAUGACUUGCGUUUGGAUGCCAUCCCAAUCCAGGCAGCCAAGGCUUCAAGAGAUAUUGCUAGUGAUUACAAGUACAAGGAAGGCUACCGCAAACAGCUUGGCCACCACAUUGGGGCCCGGAAUGUUGAAGAUGACCCCAAGAUAAUGUGGUCGAUCCAUGUGGCCAAGAUCCAGAGUGACAGGGAGUACAAGAAAGACUUUGAGAAAUGGAAGACCAAGUUCAGCAGCCCAGUGGACAUGCUGGGGUUGGUGCUGGCCAAGAAGUGUCAGACCUUAGUCAGUGACAUAGACUACAAACAUCCCCUACAUGAAUGGAUGUGUCUGCCUGAUCAGAAUGACAUCAUUCAGGCCCGGAAGGCAUAUGACCUUCAGAGUGAUGCUAUUUACAAGGCUGAUCUCGAGUGGCUGAGAGGCAUUGGAUGGGUGCCCAUUGGCUCUGUAGAGGUGGAGAAGGUGAAGAGAGCUGGAGAAAUCCUGAGUGAAAGGAAGUACCGCCAGCCCGCAGACCAGCUCCAAUUCACAUGCAUUACAGACACCCCAGAGAUUGUCCUCGCCAAGAGUAAUGCCCUGACGAUGAGCAAGUAUUUAUACACAGAAGCUUGGAAUGCUGACAAAGCCUCCAUCCACGUGAUGCCGGACACCCCAGAAAUCCUACUGGCCAAGAGCAAUUCUGCCAAUAUCAGCCAAAAACUUUACACCAAGGGAUGGGAUGAAUCAAAGAUGAAGGACUAUGAUCUGAGGGCUGAUGCUAUUUCCAUCAAAAGUGCCAAAGCCUCAAGGGACAUUGCCAGUGAUUACAAAUACAAAGAAGCGUACGAGAGACAGAAAGGCCACCACAUUGGAGCCCGGAGCAUUGAAGAUGACCCCAAGAUUAUGUGUGCCAUACAUGCAGGGAAGAUUCAAAGUGAAAGGGAGUACAAGAAGGAAUUCCAGAAGUGGAAGACCAAAUUCAGUAGCCCGGUGGACAUGUUAGGCAUCGUGAUGGCCAAACAAUGUCAGACUUUGGUCAGUGACAUUGAUUAUCGAAAUCAUCUGCAUCACUGGACAUGCUUACCUGAUCAAAAUGACAUUAUCCAAGCAAAGAAGGCCUAUGAACUGCAGAGCGAUAGUGUGUAUAAGGCAGACCUGGAGUGGCUGCGUGGCAUUGGCUGGAUGCCAGAAGACUCCGUAGAAAUGAACAGGGUGAAGAAUGCUCAAGGCCUGGUGAAUGAAAGACUUUAUAGAACGCCGCCAGAAGCCUUGAAGUUCACUUCCAUUGUUGACACACCAGACGUUGUCCUGGCAAAAGCCAAUUCUCUGCAAAUAAGUGAGAAACUAUAUCAUGAUGCGUGGAAUAAAGAUAAAACCAACAUCAGCAUUCCUUCUGACACGCCAGUCAUGCUGCAGGCCCAUAUAAAUGCCUUGCAAAUCAGCAAUAAACUUUACCAGAAAGACUGGAAUGAGACCAAGCAGAAAGGCUAUGACUUAAGAGCAGAUGCCAUUGAAAUCAAACAAGCCAAAGCCUCCAGAGAAAUCGCCAGUGAGUACAAAUACAAAGAAGGUUACCGUAAGCAACUGGGCCACCACGUGGGUUUCCGCACCCUACAAGAUGACCCCAAAUUGGUAUGGUCUAUACAUGCUGCCAAGAUCCAGAGUGACAGAGAGUACAAGAAAGCUUAUGAGAAGUCUAAAGGAAUUCACAAUACACCGUCGGACAUGAUGUCAAUUGUUCAGGCCAAGAAAUGCCAGGUCCUGGUUAGCGAUAUUGAUUAUCGCAAUUAUCUGCACCAGUGGAUAUGUUUGCCAGAUCAGAAUGAUGUGAUCCAGGCUAAGAAGGCCUACGAACUGCAGAGCAAUAACGUGUACAAAUCAGACCUGGAAUGGUUGAAGGGUAUAGGAUGGUUGCCAGAGGGUUCUGUGGAAGUGAUGAGAGUGAAGAAUGCCCAGAAUCUCCUGAAUGAGAGGUUGUAUCGUAUAAAACCUGAGGACUUCAAAUUCACCAGCAUUGUUGAUACCCCUGAAGUCAUCCAGGCAAAGAUCAAUGCUGUACAGAUCAGUGAGCCAUUGUAUCGUGAUGCCUGGGAGAGAGAGAAGGCGAAUGUGAAUGUACCAGCUGACACUCCAGGGAUGCUGCAGUCCAAGAUCAAUGCCAUACAGAUCAGUGAUAAACAAUAUAAGCAAGCGUGGGAAGAUGUCAAGAUGACGGGUUAUGACCUGCGGGAAGAUGCCAUCCCAAUUCAGCAUGCCAGAGCUUCCAGGGAUAUCGCCAGCGAUUAUCUAUACAAAACCGCUUACGAGAAACAAAAAGGCCAUUAUAUUGGAUGUCGCAAUGCCAAGGAAGACCCUAAACUGGUUUGGGCGGCAAAUGUAUUAAAAAUGCAGAAUGACAGGCUGUACAAAAAGGCCUACAAUGACCACAAGGCCAAGAUCUCCAUCCCAGGGGACAUGGUGUCCAUCAACGCUGCCAAAGAAGGCCAGGCAUUAGUAAGUGAUGUGGAUUAUCGCCAGUACCUGCACCACUGGUCUUGCUUUCCCGACCAGAAUGAUGUGAUCCAAGCCAGGAAAGCCUACGACCUGCAGAGUGAUGCCAUCUAUAAGGCUGACUUGGAGUGGCUCCGUGGCAUUGGCUGGAUGCCUGAAGGGUCUCCUGAAGUGUUGAGGGUCAAGAAUGCCCAGAAGAUCCUACAAGACAGUGUCUAUCGGACCCCCGUAGUGAGCCUCAAGUACACAAGUGUUGUUGACACACCUGAAGUUGUCCUUGCUAAGUCGAAUGCUGAAAAUAUUAGUAUUCCGAAGUACAGAGAAGUUUGGGACAAGGAUAAAACUUCAGUCCACAUAAUGCCAGAUACGCCAGAAAUUAACCUCGCCAGAGCCAAUGCUCUUAAUAUGAGCAAUAAAAUUUACCGUGAAGAUUGGGAUGAAACAAAGAUGAGCUGUGAUGUACGGCUGGAUGCCAUCCCUAUCCAGGCUGCCAAGGCCUCCAGGGAAAUCGCCAGUGACUAUAAAUACAAGCUUGACCAUGAGAAGCAGAAGGGACACUAUGUGGGGACCCGCACCGCCAGGGAUGACAACAAGAUCCGCUGGGCCCUCAUAGCUGGCAAGAUUCAGAAUGAAAGAGAGUACCGGCUGCACUGGGCCAAAUGGAAGACCAAGUUCCAGAGCCCUGUGGAUAUGCUUUCCAUCGUGCAUUCUAAAAAUUGCCAGACCCUAGUCAGCGACAUUGAUUAUCGCAAUUACUUACACCAGUGGACAUGCAUGCCUGACCAGAACGAUGUGAUUCAGGCCAAGAAAGCCUAUCAACUGCAAAGCAAUGCUGUCUACAAGGCGGACUUGGAAUGGUUACGUGGGAUUGGGUGGAUGCCGAAUGAUUCCGUCCCUGUCAAUCACGCUAAACAUGCUGCGGAUAUCUUCAGUGAGAAAAAAUAUCGCACAAAAAUAGAAACCCUCAACUUUACUCCUGUGGAUGACAGAGUUGAUUAUGUGACUGCAAAACAAAGUGGCGAGAUCCUCAAUGAUAUUAAAUACCGGAAAGAUUGGAAUGAUACCAAAUCGAAAUACACCCUCACAGAAACCCCUUUGCUGCACACUGCCCAGGAGGCAGCCCGGAUACUGGACCAGUAUCUCUACAAGGAAGGCUGGGAGAAGCAAAAAGCUACGGGUUACAUUUUGCCUCCAGAUGCGGUACCAUUUGUUCACGCCCAUCACUCUAGUGACGUUCAGAGCGAGCUGAGAUACAAAGCUGAACACGUAAAACAAAGAGGUCAUUAUGUUGGUGUUCCGACGAUGAGAGAUGAUCCCAAACUGGUUUGGUUUGAGCAUGCAGGCCAGAUUCAGAAUGAGAGACUAUACAAAGAGGACUAUCAUAAAACAAAGGCCAAGAUCAAUAUACCUGCUGAUACAGUGUCGGUGUUGGCCGCCAAGCAUGGGCAGGAGCUUGUCAGUGAUAUUGAUUACCGUAAUUACCUGCACCAAUGGAUAUGUCAUCCUGACCAAAAUGAUGUGAUCCAGGCAAGGAAGGCCUAUGACCUACAGAGUGAUAAUGUCUACAAAGCUGACCUGGAGUGGCUCCGAGGCAUCGGCUGGAUACCCCUGGAUUCUGUGGACUACGUGAGGGUUACGAAGAACCAGGAAAUGCUGAAUCAGAUAAACUAUAAGAAAGAUGCUCUUGACAACUAUCCUAACUUUUCAAGUGUGGUGGAUCCUCCAGAGAUUGUUUUGGCUAAGAUUAACUCAAUCAAUCAAAGUGAUGUAAAAUAUAAAGAAACAUUUAAUAAAAGAAUAAAGGGCAAGUAUACAUUUUCUCCAGAUACGCCAUAUAUCACCCACUCCAAAGACAUGGGAAAACUCUAUAGUACUAUACUGUAUAAAGGGGCAUGGGAAGGAACCAAGGCCUACGGCUAUACCUUGGAUGAACGCUACAUUCCCAUUGUUGGAGCUAAGCAUGCCGACUACGUGAACAGUGAGCUUAAAUACAAAGAGACCUAUGAGAAGCAGAAGGGCCACUACCUGGCUGGAAAAGAAAUCAGUGAGUUCCCUGGUGUGGUUCACAGUCUGGAUUUCCAAAAGAUGAGGAGUGUGUUGAACUACAGAAGACAUUAUGAGGAUACCAAAGCAAAUGUUCACAUCCCCAUUGAUAUGAUGAAUCACGUGCUGGCUAAACACUGCCAAUACAUCCUCAGUGACUUGGAAUACCAACACUUCUUCCAUCAGUGGACGUCUCUCCCGGAAGAACCCAACGUUAUACGGGCCCGAAAUGCACAGGAGAUCUUGAGUGAUAAUGUGUAUAAGGAUGACUUGAAUUGGCUGAAAGGCAUUGGAUGCUACGUUUGGGAUACACCUCAGAUCCUCCAUGCCAAGAAAGCAUAUGCCCUCCAGAGUCAGCUACAAUAUACAGCAGGAGGUAAAGAAAACCUACAAAAUUAUAACCUGGUCACAGACACCCCACUUUACGUGACUGCUCUUCAAAGCGGCAUUAAUGCCAGUGAGGUGAAAUAUAAAGAAAAUUAUCAUCAGAUUAAGGACAAAUAUACGACAGUUCUAGAAACAGUGGAUUACGACAGAACCAAGAACCUGAAGAAUCUUUAUAGCAGCAACCUGUACAAGGAGGCUUGGGAUAGAGUGAAAGCCACCAGCUACAUCCUGCCUACCAGCACCAUGUCCCUGACACAUGCCAAGAACCAGAAGCAUCUGGCCAGCAAUGUCAAAUAUCGAGAAGAAUAUGAAAAGUUCAAAGCUCUUUAUACUUUACCAAGAAGCGUUGAGGAUGAUCCAAAUACUGCACGGUGCCUCAGAGUCGGCAAGUUUAACAUCGAUCGCCUCUACAAAUCAGUGUAUGAAAAGAACAAGAUGAAAAUCCACAUUGUGCCUGACAUGGUAGAGAUGGUUACCGCUAAGGAUUCUCAGAAGAAAGUCAGUGAGAUUGAUUACCGCCUCCACUUCCAUGAGUGGAUUUGCCACCCUGACUUGCAAGUCAACAGCCAUGUCCGGAAAGUCACGGAUCAGAUCAGCGACAUUAUAUACAAGGAUGACCUCAACUGGCUAAAAGGCAUUGGUUGCUACAUCUGGGACACUCCUGAAAUUCUUCAUGCCAAACAUGCUUAUGAUCUACGGAAUGAUAUCAAGUACAAAUCUCAUGCACAGAAGACAAGGAAUGACUACAAGUUGGUCACUGAUACCCCAGUCUAUGUGCAGGCUGUCAAAAGUGGGAAACAACUAAGUGAUGCUGUUUACCACCAUGACUACGUCCACAGUGUCCGAGGCAAAGUAGCUCCAACGAGGACAACUGUGGACGUGGAGCGGGCCCUUCAUGCAUACAAGCUCCAGAGUGAGGGCCUGUACCGAGGAGCUGGCCGGCGCUCUCUGCCUACUGGAUAUAGGCUUCCAGGAGACACCCCUCACUUCAAACAUGCCAAAGACACCCGAUACAUGAGCAGUUAUUUCAAAUACAAAGAAGUUUAUGAGCACAUCAAGGCAAAUGGAUACACACUUGGCCCCAAAGACGUUCCAUUUGUCCAUGUCCGGAGGGUCAACGAUGUUACCAGUGAGAGAUUGUAUCGACAACUGUACCACAAACUGAAAGAUAAAAUUCACACAACUCCUGACACACCUGAAAUCCGCCAAGUCAAGAAGACACAAGAGGCUGUCAGCGAGUUGAUCUACAAAUCAGACUUCUUCAAGAUGCAAGGCCACAUGAUCUCAAUGCCAUACACACCCCAAGUGAUCCAUUGCCGCCACGUGGGAGACAUCACCAGUGACAUUAAAUACAAAGCGGACUUGCAGGUCCUCAGGGGAGUGGGCUGCUUCCUGUAUGACACUCCCGACAUGGUCCGCUCCCGGCAUCUGCGCACACUCUGGUCUAACUACCUGUACACUGAUAAGGCAAGGAAGAUGCGCGACAAGUACAAAGUGGUGCUUGACACUCCAGAAUACAGAAAAGUGCAGGAACUGAAGACACAUCUGAGCGAGCUGGUUUACAGAGCUGCAGGCAAAAAGCAGAAGUCAAUCUUCACCUCAGUUCCUGAUACUCCUGAUCUUUUAAGAGCCAAGAGAGGGCAGAAGCUUCAGAGCCAGUAUCUGUAUGUUGAACUUGCCACCAAAGAGAGACCCCAUCAUCACGCUGGAAGCCAGACCAAAGCCUUGAAGCAUGCUAAAGACGUAAAGGACCUGGUCAGUGAGAAAAAGUACAAGAUUCAAUAUGAAAAAAUGAAGGACAAGUACACCCCCGUUCCGGACACGCCAAUCCUCCUCAGAGCCAAGAAGGCUUACUGGAAUGCCAGUGAUCUACGUUACAAAGAAACAUUUCAAAAGACCAAAGGAAAAUACCACACUGUGAAAGAUGCUCUGGACAUUGUUUAUCAUCGUAAAGUCACAGAUGACAUUAGUAAAGUGAAAUACAAGGAGAACUACAUGAGUCAGUUGGGAAUCUGGUUGUCCAUUCCUGAUCGCCCAGAGCAUUUCCACCAUCGGGCAGUUACUGAUGCAGUCAGUGAUGUAAAAUAUAAAGAAGAUUUGACCUCGCUUAAGGGCAUUGGUUGCUAUGCCUAUGAUACCCCUGACUUCACUCUGGCUGAAAAGAACAAGACUCUCUACAGCAAGUAUAAGUAUAAAGAGGUAUUUGAAAGGACGAAGUCAGAUUUCAAGUAUGUUGCAGAUUGUCCAAUCAAUAAGCAUUUCAAGUACGCAACUCAGUUGAUGAAUGAGAAAAAAUACAGAGCUGAUUAUGAGCAGCGGAAAGAUAAAUAUCACCUGGUAGUCGAUGAGCCUAGACAUCUGCUGGCUAAGAUCGCAGGCGACCAGAUCAGUCAGAGAAAAUAUAAAUCUAGUGCCAAGAUGCUUCUGAAACAAGGAUGUAAUGAAAUUCUGCGUCCAGAUAUGUUGACUGCCCUCUACAACACACACAUGUGGAGCCAGAUCAAGUACAGGAAAAAUUAUGAAAAAUCAAAGGACAAAUUUACCUCAAUCGUGGAUACUCCAGAACACCUGCGUACUACGAAAGUCAACAAACAAAUUAGUGAUAUACUUUAUAAGUUGGAAUACAACAAGGCCAAGCCCAGAGGCUACACGACAAUCCAUGACACACCCAUGUUGCUGCAUGUCCAAAAGGUCAAAGAUGAAGUCAGUGAUCUGAAAUACAAAGAAGUUUACCAAAGAAAUAAGUCCAACUGCACCAUUGUGCCAGACUCUGUUCAUAUCAAAGCAGCCAAGGAUGCCUACAAAGUCAACACCAACCUGGACUACAAGAAGCAGUAUGAAGCCAACAAAGCCCACUGGAGGUGGACCCCCGACCGACCGGACUUCAUCCAGGCGGCCAAGUCAUCCCUGCAGCAGAGCGAUUUUGAGUAUAAGCUGGACCGAGAGUUCCUCAGAGGUUGCAAGCUUUCUGUCACUGAUGAUAAAGACAUGGUGCUGGCCCUGAGGAAUUCUUUAAUAGAAAGUGACCUGAAAUACAAAGAGAAACACGUCAAGGAAAGAGGAACCUGCCAUGCUGUGCCUGACACUCCGCAGAUCCUCCUGGCAAAGACAGUCAGCCAGCUGGUGUCUGAGAACAAGUACAAGGACUACGUCAAGAAGCACUUGGCCCAGGGCUCGUACACAACACUGCCAGAGACCAGGGACACCAUCCAUGUCAAGGAAGUGACCAAGAAUGUCAGUGAUACAAAUUACAAAAAGAAGUUCGUCAAGGAGAAAGGGAAAUCCAACUAUUCCAUCAUGCUGGAGCCCCCGGAGGUGAAGCAUGCUAUGGAAGUGGCCAAGAAGCAGAGUAAUGUCGCAUAUAAAAAAGAUGCCAAAGAAAACCUGCAUUACACCACGGUGGCUGAUCGGCCAGACAUCAAGAAGGCCACGCAGGCGGCCAAACAGGCCAGUGAGGUGGAGUACAGAGCCAAACACCGCAAGGAAGGCAGUCAUGGGUUAAGCAUGCUUGGUCGCCCAGACAUUGAAAUGGCCAAGAAGGCAGCCAGGCUGAGCAGCCAGGUUAAAUACCGAGAAAAUUUCGACAAAGAGAAGGGCAAAACACCAAAAUUCAAUCCAAAAGACAGCCAGCUCUACAAAGUCAUGAAAGAUGCAAACAAUCUCGCAAGUGAGGUUAAAUAUAAAGCUGACCUGAAGAAACUUCACAAGCCUGUGACUGAUAUGAAGGAAUCUCUGAUAAUGAAUCAUGUGCUGAAUACAAGCCACCUUGCCAGUUCUUACCAGUACAAGAAGAACUAUGAGAAGAGUAAAGGCCACUACCACACAAUACCUGAUAAUCUGGAGCAGCUUCAUCUAAAGGAGGCCACAGAGUUACAGAGCAUAGUGAAAUACAAAGAAAAUUAUGAAAAGGAACGAGGAAAGCCCAUGUUGGACUUUGAAACACCAACAUAUAUUACUGCCAAAGAGUCUCAGCAGAUGCAAAGUGGGAAAGAAUAUAAGAGAGAUUAUGAAGAGUCCAUUAAAGGCAGAAAUCUGACGGGCCUGGAGGUCACGCCAGCUUUAUUACAUGUCAAAUAUGCAACCAAAAUAGCCAGCGAGAAAGAAUACAGGAAAGAUCUAGAGGAAAGCAUCCGUGGGAAGGGUCUCAGUGAAAUGGAAGACACGCCUGACAUGCUAAGAGCAAAGAACGCCACUCAAAUUCUCAACGAGAAAGAAUAUAAGAGAGACUUGGAGUUGGAAGUCAAAGGAAGAGGCCUGAAUGCCAUGGCCAAUGAAACCCCCGACUUCAUGAGGGCCAAGAAUGCUACUGAUAUUGCCAGUCAGAUUAAGUAUAAGCAAUUAGCAGAAAUGGAAAAAGCCAAUUUCACUUCUGUGGUUGAUACUCCGGAGAUCAUUCAUGCCCAGCAAGUCAAGAACCUUUCAAGCCAGAAAAAGUACAAGGAAGAUGCAGAGAAAUGCAUGUCCUAUUAUGAGACUGUUUUGGACACCCCAGAGAUACAGAGAGUCCGGGAGAACCAAAAGAACUUCAGCCUUCUUCAAUACCAGUGUGACCUUAAAAACAGUAAAGGAAAAAUUACAGUUGUUCAAGACACGCCAGACAUACUACGUGUUAAAGAAAAUCAAAAGAAUUUCAGCUCGGUUUUAUAUAAAGAGGAUGUCUCGCCGGGAACGGCAAUCGGAAAGACCCCUGAGAUGCUGAGAGUGAAGCAAACACAGGACCACAUUAGCUCGGUGAAGUAUAAGGAAGCCAUUGGACAAGGAAUCCCAAUUCCUGACCUGCCUGAAGUAAAACGUGUCAAGGAGACACAGAAGCACAUUAGCUCGGUUAUGUACAAAGAAAACUUGGGAACAGGCAUUCCAACCCCUGUCACUCCAGAGAUUGAGAGAGUCAAACGCAAUCAAGAGAACUUUAGCUCGGUUUUGUACAAAGAAAAUUUGGGGAAAGGAACCCCAACACCUAUCACUCCAGAGAUGGAGAGAGUCAAACGCAAUCAAGAGAACUUUAGCUCGAUUUUGUACAAAGAGAACUUGAGCAAGGGGACCCCCAUUCCUGUCACUCCUGAGAUGGAGCGAGUCAAACGCAAUCAAGAAAACUUUAGCUCGGUGUUGUAUAAAGAAAACCUCGGGAAAGGGAUCCCAAUUCCCAUCACUCCAGAGAUGGAGAGAGUCAAACACAAUCAAGAGAACUUUAGUUCGGUGCUAUACAAGGAAAACCUGGGGACAGGAAUUCCAAUCUCCAUCACUCCUGAGAUGCAGAGAGUCAAACACAAUCAAGAAAACCUUAGCUCGGUGUUGUAUAAAGAAAAUAUGGGCAAGGGAACCCCUAUACCUGUCACUCCAGAGAUGGAGAGAGUCAAACACAAUCAAGAAAAUAUUAGCUCGGUUUUGUACAAAGAAAAUGUGGGGAAAGCCACCCCAACCCCUGUCACGCCAGAGAUGCAGAGAGUCAAACGCAAUCAAGAGAACAUUAGCUCGGUGUUAUACAAAGAAAACUUGGGGAAAGCGACCCCUACACCCUUUACUCCUGAGAUGGAAAGAGUCAAACGCAAUCAAGAAAACUUUAGCUCGGUAUUAUACAAAGAGAAUAUGAGAAAAGCAACUCCGACACCUGUUACUCCAGAGAUGGAGCGAGCUAAGCGCAACCAAGAAAACAUUAGUUCGGUUCUUUAUUCUGAUAGCUUCCGGAAACAAAUACAAGGCAAAGCUGCCUACGUCUUGGACACUCCAGAGAUGAGACGGGUGCGGGAGACCCAACGCCACAUCUCAACGGUGAAAUAUCAUGAAGACUUUGAGAAACACAAGGGUUGCUUCACACCAGUGGUGACGGACCCUAUCACCGAACGAGUAAAGAAGAACACACAGGACUUCAGUGACAUUAACUACCGAGGUAUUCAGAGAAAAGUAGUAGAGAUGGAACAAAAACGGAAUGACCAGGAUCAGGAGACCAUUACAGGUUUCCGUGUCUGGCGUACUAAUCCUGGCUCGGUGUUUGACUAUGAUCCAGCAGAAGACAACAUUCAGUCACGAAGCUUACACAUGAUUAAUGCGCAAGCACAGCGCCGGAGCCGGGAGCAUUCGCGCUCGGCCAGCGCGCUGAGCGUCAGCGGCGGGGAGGACAAGUCCGAGCACUCAGAAGCCGCCGACCAGCGCCUCUCCACCUACAGCGACGGCGGAGUCGUCUUCUCGGCAACCUCCUCAGCUUACAAACACGCAAAGACCACGGAGCUCCCACAGCAGCGAUCAUCUUCAGUUGCCACGCAGCAGACAACGGUGUCCUCUAUCCCAUCGCACCCGUCUACUGCCGGGAAAAUCUUCCGUGCCAUGUACGACUAUCUGGCUGCUGAUGCAGAUGAGGUGUCCUUCAGAGAUGGAGAUGCUAUUGUUAACGUCCAAGCGAUUGAUGAAGGUUGGAUGUACGGCACUGUGCAGAGGACAGGCAGGACCGGCAUGCUGCCGGCUAACUACGUGGAGGCUAUUUAAUAAGCAUGUCAGAGUAUCGCACCUGUUUGCAGGACCUGCACAUCCUGCAGUCAGUAUUUCAGUUCAGACUCUCCACUAUUACCUAAGUCCUCAAGCUGCCUAAUGGUUUUUCUGUGUCAGUAUGAUUAAUAGCUGUACCAUCCCUUAAUUUGUUUCUAUAUGAACCUCAGUAAUUCUCCAGUAAAACGUAUGUUAAUCAUAUUUACUACAUUAUUUUCUGGAUUUGGACAUAAAACUUAAGAGACAACAUUAAACCCAUAGGUUCAUUAUUUUUAAAAUUGUCAUUAUUAAAUUUUCCAUAGUGUUUUAAAGGAAGUUUAAUUAUGGAAUAGACAUUUUAAAAGUUUAUGCAGUGUUAUUGCUGUAUCAACCCAGAGUCUUUCUCCAUUACGAAAAUGUUGUUUAACAUUUUUUUAAAACAAGGAUUCUGAACAUGUUAAACACAUUAAAGAAAAAGGGCAGAAAUACUCACCUUUUCCUGGCUUACUGAAUGCUGAUGCUUUUAAUUGUUCCAGUUCUGAAGUUAUAAAGGUGAUAGUCAAUAUAAAUGGUGCAUAAGCUAGUAAUAAAGUCUAAUUCUGCAAUAAA